GAGAAGCUGCGCACGCAGGGCUCGAUGACCCAGUCGCACUCGGAGGUGUCGCGCGUCAAGAACCUCGACCGCAUCGCCAUCGGGCGCCACCUCGUCGAGGCGUGGUACUUCUCGCCCUACCCGGUCGAGUACGCCCACACGCCCGUCCUGUACGUGUGCGAGUUCUGCCUGUCGUUCUACGCGAGCGAGAAGCAGAUCGAGCGUCACCGGCACAAGUGCACCCUGCGCCACCCGCCGGGCAACGAGAUCUACCGCCACGAGGACAUCUCGUUCUUCGAGAUCGACGGCCGCAAGCAGAAGACGUGGUGCCGCAACCUGUGCCUCCUGUCCAAGGCGUUCCUCGACCACAAGACGCUCUACUACGACGUCGACCCGUUCCUGUACUACGUCAUGUGCCACCGCGACGAGACGGGCGUCCACCUCGUCGGCUACUUUUCCAAAGAAAAGGAAUCGGCCGAGAACUACAACGUCGCGUGCAUCCUCACGCUGCCCCAGUACCAGCGCAUGGGCUACGGCAAGCUCCUCAUCGAGUUCUCGUACGAGCUCAGCAAGAAGGAGGGCCGCCUCGGCUCGCCAGAGAAGCCCUUGUCCGACCUGGGCCUCCUGUCGUACCGCGCCUACUGGGCCGAGACGAUCGUCGACGUCCUCGUCAACACCAAGGAGGACAUCACGAUCGACGAGAUUGCCAACAAGACCGCCAUCGUGCACUCGGACAUCAUCCACAC
Rhodotorula graminis WP1 is the source of this 725-nucleotide messenger RNA. RefSeq lists its product as uncharacterized. The transcript has a single exon. Gene Ontology annotation, biological process: regulation of DNA-templated transcription. Gene Ontology annotation, molecular function: histone acetyltransferase activity. The record is from RefSeq and is a predicted model, not a curated record. The annotation marks the transcript as partial. Lineage: Eukaryota; Fungi; Basidiomycota; Microbotryomycetes; Sporidiobolales; Sporidiobolaceae.